AUGCCAGAAGUAGCAGCAGCAGUAUCAACAGUAGAAGAAGCAGCAGACUCAAUGGCAGUAGAAGCAGUAUCAAUAGUAGCAGUAACAUCAAAGGCGGUACCAGUGGGCAGUUUAAAUGAGAGAAUGCACAGUAGAAUUACCAGCAAAAACAUUACCAGUAGUAGCAGUACCCACUGUAGCAGUGCCAGCAAUAAUAGAAGUAUCAGCAGAAGCAAAAGCAGCAGUAGCAGCGAAAGGAGAACAAGCAGAAGGAAAGGCAGCAGUUGCAGCAAAGGCAAUGCCAGUAGUAGCAUUAGCGGCGGGAUCAGUGCCAGCAAAAGCAGUAGUAACAGUAGGAGCAGCAGCAAAUGCAAUAUCAGCAGUAGCAGUACCAGCAAUAGGGGUUCAAUCAGUACUAGUAGUAGCAGACGAAGUACUAGCAGUAGCAGUAGCAGUAGCAGCAGUAUAAGCAGUAGCAGUACAAACAGAAGCAAAAGCAGCAGAAGCAAAGUAUUAGCAGUAGUAGCAGUAUCAACAGUAGCAGUACCAGCAAUAAUAGAAGUAUCAGCAGAAGCAAAAGCAGCAGUAGCAGCAAAAGGAGAACAAGCAGAAGGAGAAGCAGCAGUUGCAGCAAAGGCAAUACCAGUAGUAGCAAUAGCGGCGGGAUCAGUACCAUCAAUAGCAGUAGUAACAGCAGAAGCAGCAGCAAAUGCAAUAUCAGCAAUAGCAGAACCAGCAAUAGGGGUACAAUCAGUACUAGUAGUAGCACACGAAGUACUAGCAGUAGCAGUAGCAGUGAGUAGCAGCAGUAUAAGAAGUAGAAGUACAAAUAGAAGCAAAAGCAGCAGAAGCAAAGUAUUAGCAGUAGUAGCAGUACCAACAGUAGCAGUACCAGCAAUAAUAGAAGAAGUAUCAGCAGAAGCAAAAGCAGCAGUAGCAGCAAAAGGAGAACAAGCAGAAGGAGAAGCAGCAGUUGCAGCAAAGGCAAUACCAGUAGUAGCAUUAGCGGUAGUAGCAGUACCAACAGUAGCAGUACCAGCAAUAAUAGAAGAAGUAUCAGCAGAAGCAAAAGCAGCAAAAGGAGAACAAGCAGAAGGAGAAGCAGCAGUUGCAGCAAAGGCAAUACCAGUAGUAGCAUUAGCGGUGGGAUCAGUACCAGCAAUAGCAGUAGUAACAACAGAAGCAGCAGCAAAUGCAAUAUCAGCAAUAGCAGUACCAGCAAUAGGGGUACAAUCAGUACUAGUAGUAGCAGACGAAGUACUAGCAGUAGCAGUAGCAGUGAGUAGCAGCAGUAUAAGAAGUAGAAGUACAAAUAGAAGCAAAAGCAGCAGAAGCAUACCAGCAGAAGCAGAACCUAUAAAAGCAGUAGAAACAGUAGCAGCAGAAGCAGUACUAGUAGCAGCACAAGCAUUACCACUACCAGCGGCAGCAUGGAGCUUAGAAACGGUACCAACAGUAGCAGUGAGAUUUAGCAGCAGAAGCUGUACCAGAGGUUGUAAUAGAAGCUUACGAAUUGCAACACAAACAUUAGCAGUAGAAGUAGUACCAGUUGUAUCAUCGAGAAGUAGCUUAACAGUACCAGCAAUAAUAGAAGUAUCAGCAGAAGCAAAAGCAGCAGUAGCAGCAAAAGGAGAACAAGCAGAAGGCGAAGCAGCAGUUGCAGCAAAGGCAAUACCAGUAAUAGUAUUAGCGGCGGGAUCGGUACCAGCAAUAGCAGUAGUAACAGCAGAAGCAGCAGCAAAUGCAAUAUCAGCAAUAGCAGUACCAGCAAUAGGGGUACAAUCAGUACUAGUAGUAGCAGACGAAGUACUAGCAGUAGCAGUAGCAGUGAGUAGCAGCAGUAAUAAGAAGUAG
This is a messenger RNA of Mercenaria mercenaria, 1833 nucleotides long. Its product is annotated as serine-rich adhesin for platelets-like. The record is from RefSeq and is a predicted model, not a curated record. The transcript is spliced from 6 exons. The coding region runs from base 1 to 1833 and encodes 610 amino acids. Lineage: Eukaryota; Metazoa; Mollusca; Bivalvia; Venerida; Veneridae.